Orycteropus afer afer is the source of this 1818-nucleotide messenger RNA. RefSeq names its product rhotekin 2 (gene RTKN2). The coding region runs from base 1 to 1818 and encodes 605 amino acids. Gene Ontology annotation, biological process: signal transduction; hemopoiesis; positive regulation of cell population proliferation. NCBI's taxonomy places the organism in Eukaryota, Metazoa, Chordata, Mammalia, Tubulidentata, Orycteropodidae. The transcript is spliced from 12 exons. The record is from RefSeq and is a predicted model, not a curated record.
AUGGAGGGGCAGACCCUGAGUGGUCGGGAGCUCCGCCUGGCGAUGCACCCCGCCGAGGACUACACCAUUCAAGAAAAAAUUGACUUAGAAAUUCGAAUGCGAGAAGGAAUUUGGAAACUCCUUUCUUUGAGCACUCAAAAAGACCAGGUUUUACAUGCAGUUAAGAAUCUCAUGGUGUGCAAUGCUCGAAUAACGGCUUAUACAGAGCUACAGAAGUUAGAAGAGCAGAUGGCAAAGCAAACUGGAAGAUGUGAAGUGCAUUUUGAAAGUAAGAAACGAAGAGCAUGUAAAGGAAAGAUUGCCAUAUCAGAUAUCCGAAUACCAUUAAUGUGGAAAGACUCUGAUCAUUUCAGCAAUAAAGAACAAUCACAGCGCUAUGCCAUUUUUUGUUUAUUCAAAAUGGGAGCUGAAGUUUUUGACACUGACAUGGUGAUUGUGGAUAAAACAAUCACAGAUAUAUGCUUUGAAAAUAUAACUAUAUUUAAUGAAGCAGGGCCAGACUUUCAAAUAAAGGUAGAAGUGUAUAGUUGCUGUACAGAAGAAUCUUCUAUAACCAACACACCGAAAAAGCUGGCUAAGAAACUUAGGACAUCUAUAAGUAAAGCUGCUGGAAAGAAAAUAAAUUCAGUGCUUCAAGAAGAUGAUCAUGAAACAAGCUUGUUCUUCAGUUCAGCUAUUUUUGGUGCAAAGUAUAAUUUGCUAGCUCAUACUACUCUGACCUUGGAAAGUACUGAGGAUAGCUUCAAGACCCAUAAUCUGUCUAUUAAUGGAAGUGAGGAGUCUUCAUUUUGGCUUCCCUUAUAUGGCAACAUGUGCUGCCGAUUAGUUGCCCAGCCAGCUUGCAUGGCUGAGGAUGCAUUUGCGGGAUUUCUCAAUCAGCAGAAAGUGGUAGAAGGUCUGAUUAGUUGGAGAAGGUUAUAUUGUGUUUUAAAAGGGGGUAAACUCUAUUGUUUUUACACCCCAGAAGAAAUUGAAGCUAAAGUGGAACCAACCUUGGUAGUGCCCAUUAACAAGGAAACUAGAAUUCGGGCAAUGGAUAAAGAUACCAAGAAAAGAGCCCAUAAUUUCGUUGUCAUCAACCCUGGUACUGGACAGGCUGUAACUCAGAUUUUUUCAACUGACAAUAGAGAAGAUCUUCAGAAGUGGAUGGAAGCCUUCUGGCAGCAUUUCUUUGAUCUUUGCCAAUGGAAGCAUUGUUGUGAAGAACUUAUGAAAAUUGAGAUUAUGUCACCACGGAAACCACCUUUGUUCUUGACAAAAGAGGCGACCUCAGUCUAUCAUGAUAUGAGCAUUGAUUCUCCUAUGAAAUUUGAAAGUUUAACUGAUAUAAUACAAAAGAAAAUUGAAGAGACAAAUGGACAGUUCCUUGUUGGUCAGCAUGAAGAAGCCUCACCACCUUCACGGGCUUUGCUCUUUGACGGUCAUCACCAGAUGGUCGUUCAGGAAAAGGUAGUGUUGCCUGCAAGCGAGCAGUUACCUGGUGGGAAAAGGAAGAAGAGACGCGCUCCCCUUCCUCCUUCCCAUGAAGCUGCAUUCAGCUUAAAAACACAGUCCAGCAUACAUCAGUUGGAUAAGAACAAGUGGGAAAAAACUAGUGUAUCUCGGACCUCUCCCUUGGAUACCAAGUUGUCAACCCUAAUGCAUCACCUACAGAAACCUAUGACUGCUCCUCAAAAACUUCUCCCUGCCAGGAAACAUAGUUUAACUGAUGGUGAGCACCCAGACACUAACACCAGUUUUGAAGCCAAGCCAGUGCUAGCUCCAAGGCAGAAAUCCAUCAAAGACAUUUUAGACCCUAGAUCAUGGUUGCAGGCAUAA